Messenger RNA from Mercurialis annua (annual mercury), 2438 nucleotides. Its product is annotated as CDPK-related kinase 1-like. NCBI's taxonomy places the organism in Eukaryota, Viridiplantae, Streptophyta, Magnoliopsida, Malpighiales, Euphorbiaceae. Gene Ontology annotation, biological process: intracellular signal transduction; protein autophosphorylation; peptidyl-serine phosphorylation. Gene Ontology annotation, cellular component: cytoplasm; nucleus. Bases 207 to 1925 code for a protein of 572 amino acids. The record is from RefSeq and is a predicted model, not a curated record. The transcript has 11 exons. Gene Ontology annotation, molecular function: calcium/calmodulin-dependent protein kinase activity; calmodulin binding; calcium-dependent protein serine/threonine kinase activity.
UUCCUUUUCUUUUACAAGAGUUCCCUACCUUUCCAAUCUGCAAAUUAUUUUCUUGGGUUUCCUUCUGAAUUUCUUUAUCAAUUCUGGGUAAUUCUCAGUUUUUUCUUUAAUGAUCACAUGAUAUGUUUUUGAUGCUCAGUAGUUUAAGCUUACUUUUUCCAAUUCUUCAAAGUCAUAAACUUUCUUGAUUUCAGUUAUUUUUGUCAAUGGGAUUGUGCCAUGGAAAGCCAAUUGAGACCCACAAAAAUGAAUCAUCAAACAGUCACACUGAAGGUGAGCCACAAGAAUCACAGACAAGUAAAGCUUCUAAAUUUCCAUUUUAUAGUCCAAGUCCAUUACCAAGUCUGUUCAAGAACUCGCCGGCAAUAUCAAGUGUCAGCUCCACUCCACUGCGUAUUUUCAAGAGGCCGUUCCCUCCUCCUUCUCCUGCAAAGCACAUUCGUGCAUUGCUUGCUAGGAGGCAUGGCUCUGUUAAGCCUAAUGAAGCCUCUAUUCCUGAAGGUAGUGAGUGUGACGUUGGUUUGGACAAAAACUUUGGGUAUUCUAAUCAGUUUGUGAGUCAUUAUGAACUUGGUGAAGAAGUGGGUCGGGGUCAUUUUGGGUACACUUGCUCUGCUAAGGCCAAGAAAGGUAGCAUGAAAGGCCAGGAAGUUGCUGUUAAAGUUAUUCCCAAGUCUAAGAUGACAACUGCAAUUGCCAUCGAGGAUGUUAGACGAGAAGUGCAAAUAUUGAGAGCUCUAACUGGGCAUAAGAAUCUCGUGCAGUUUUAUGAAGCCUACGAAGAUGAAGACAAUGUCUAUGUUGUGAUGGAGUUGUGCAAAGGUGGUGAGCUAUUGGAUAGGAUUCUAUCAAGAGGUGGUAAAUACUCUGAGGAAGAUGCAAAGGUGGUUAUGGUUCAGAUACUAAGUGUAGUUGCCUACUGUCAUCUCCAAGGGGUGGUUCAUCGAGAUCUCAAGCCGGAGAACUUUCUAUUCAGUACUACAGAGGAUAAUUCUCCAUUGAAAGCCAUUGAUUUUGGACUGUCUGACUAUGUAAAGCCAGAUGAAAGGUUGAAUGACAUUGUAGGAAGUGCGUAUUAUGUAGCUCCUGAAGUUCUACAUCGAUCAUAUGGAACCGAAGCAGACAUGUGGAGUUUGGGUGUGGUUGCUUAUAUCAUUCUAUGUGGAAGCAGACCCUUUUGGGCCCGGACAGAAUCUGGCAUCUUUCGAUCUGUUCUCAAAGCGGAUCCAAGUUUUGAUGAAGCUCCUUGGCCUUCUUUAUCCCCUGAGGCAAUAGAUUUUGUGAAGAGGUUACUGAACAAGGACUAUCGUAAAAGAUUGACUGCUGCCCAGGCCCUGAGUCAUCCAUGGUUAGCCAAUCAUGAUAUAAAGAUCCCAUUAGAUAUGAUAGUACACAAGCUUGUAAAAGCUUAUAUCUGCUCUUCUUCUCUAAGGAAAUCUGCCUUGGGGGCUUUGGCAAAGACAUUAACUGUAGCUCAGCUAGCUUAUCUCCGUGAACAAUUUACACUAUUAGGGCCAGGAAAAAACGGAUUCAUCUCCAUGUCGAAUUUCAAGACGGCAGUUAUAAGGAACUCCACGGAUGCCACAAAGGAUUCAAGGGUCCUUGAUUUUGUAAGCAUGGUUAGUUCUCUCCAAUAUAAAAAAUUGGAUUUUGAAGAAUUUUGUGCAGCUGCAAUUAGCGUGCAUCAGCUAGAAGGAAUGGACGGCUGGGAGCAACAUGCAAGGCGUGCCUAUGAGCUGUUUGAGAAAGACGGCAAUAGACCUAUUAUGAUCGAGGAACUGGCCUCGGAGCUUGGUCUUAGUCCAUCAGUACCAGUUCAUGUGGUUCUCCAAGACUGGAUAAGACAUUCAGAUGGCAAGCUGAGUUUCUUAGGGUUUGUGAGGCUUCUUCAUGGGGUUUCUUCUCGCACAUUUCAGAAAUCUUAGGACAUGUAUCACAUCUGAAACUCCGUCUUUUCCAGCAUAUGUGCUCUUCUCGAGCUAAAAGUAUAGCAAUGGGAGAAACGGCUUGCCCAUUUUUACCUGAAACAAGAAUGUGUUUCCAAGAUCAUUAUGGAAGGUGCUGCAAGUUCAAGAGUAAGAUGGUUCAGCAUGGCUUGCUAAACGAGCGGCGGCUUAUGUUCUCGUUUUGUUUUUAUCUAUAUGAAGUGUAUUUGUUUCCCUUUACCAUGAUUGAUGCCACUGAGAUUAGAUGAUUGUACAGAAGAGGUUAGAUGAAAGUAUGUAUUUAGCGCAGCAACAGCUCCAAUCUGAUUUUUUUUUUUUUGUGUUCAUUUUUGUUCUAUGUUGUGUAUCUUUCACCCCUAGGUUCUCUAAUAAAUUUAUCACGGAAUCUGCGUGUUAUGCUACCAAACUAUCAUUACUAUUCAAAGUCUAAACUCAUACAAGGACUCCUGUAUUAUAUGUUUUUUAGUUAACUGGUCGCUAUAAUUUAUGUUU